GCAAAGGUACAGAAAAGGAAAAGGAGUUAGUAGCAGUAAAAGCUCAAACCGUACAACCUUCUCAGUGCAGGCAUUGGCUUCAGACACCAACUCCUCUCUGGCCUUGAUAGUAAAGAAAAAAUUAUUACUUUUUUCUCUAUUGUUUUUUACAGUCUUUUUAAUGCGCUCUCUUCUUUUAGUUUAUGGGUUUCCGUAGUUUUGUCAGAGACAAGAACUGCCAGGCAGCUUACCUGCAGCAGCAUCAGAGAGGUUCAGACAUCAUAUAAGCAGAGAGAGAGAGAGAGGUGGCAGCACUGUUAUGAGAACCAUUAGUUUUAUCCAUGUACAGAAGAUUCUGCAGGCUAAUGGUCCCUGAAAUAAAUAUACCUACUCUACUCUCCAAGCCAUUUAGUAAUAAUAACUACAAGUAAUAAACCACACACAUUCACUCUCCCCAACACACAAAACCUGCUUCUUCCCUUCUUUCUUUCUGCAACUGUCCCUGCUCUUUCACUUCACUGUUAAAGCUUAAAAACAAGCUCUUUUACAUUUUCCUUAUCUUUCUUCUCUUUUUGAGACUUGUCUCUUCUCCUUCCUCUUCUUUUCUCUUCCAGGGUAAUAUGAUAAUGAGUGGAGGAAACAGGUUUCCCUUCACUGCAUCCCAGUGGCAAGAGCUUGAGCAUCAAGCCCUAAUCUACAAGUACAUGGUUUCAGGCAUCCCCAUCCCUCCCGAUCUUCUUUUCACCAUCAAAAGAAGUGGCUGCUUGGACUCUUCACUCUCUUCAAAGCUCUUUCCUCGCCAACCUCCACAUUUUUCCUGGGGCUGUUUUCAGAUGGGUUUGGGAAGGAAAAUAGAUCCAGAACCGGGGAGGUGCAGGAGAACUGAUGGAAAGAAAUGGAGAUGCUCAAAAGAAGCAUACCCAGAUUCUAAGUACUGCGAGAAACAUAUGCAUAGAGGGAAGAACCGUUCAAGAAAGCCUGUGGAAGUUGCAACACAAUCAAUAACAGCACCAACUGUCUCAUCAAUCACCAGAAACCACUCUAAUAAUUCACUACUAACAACAUCCCCCCACUCUCUUUCGUUAUUGUCACCUGAGACCCACCACCAGAAUCACCUUCACUAUCCUGCUCCUGCAGGUUAUCAUGCCCAUCCAAAUCAUCAAUUCUUGUCUUCUUCAAGACCCCUUGGGAUUGGUCUGUCCCCUCAUGAAAAUCCUACUCACUUGCUUUUGGACUCUGGUGGUUCUUCUCUGGCCCAUACAGAUUACAGAAGAAACAGGAAUGUUUAUGGGCUGAAAGAGGAGGUUGAUGAGCAUGCUUUCUUCUCAGAACCUUCAGGUUCUAUGAGAAGCUUGUCCGGUUCAUCUUUGGAUGAUGCUUGGCAACUCACCCCACUCACAAUGAACUCUUCUCCUUCUACUACUAACUCUUCAAAGCAAAGGAGUUUGUCUAGUUUACACAACGAAUAUUCUUACUUGCAGCUUCAAAGCCUGAGUGAUCACGAUACCCCAAAACAACAAAAGCAGUAUCAACAUAACUAUCUUCUGGGAAGUAGUGAUGUAGACAGUCUAGGGCCCAUAAAAAUGGAGAAGGAAAAAUCCCAAAAGACUGUUCACCGUUUCUUUGAUGAAUGGCCACCAAAGGAUAAAGAUUCAUGGCUUGAUUUGGAUGACAAAUCAUCAAAAAGUGCAUCAGUUUCAGCAACCGGGCUCUCAAUAUCCAUUCCCUCCUCUCAUGACUUUCUUCCAAUCUUCAGUUCAAGAACUAAUAAUGAUGGUUGAUUUUACUCUGGUGGGUUUCUGGCCCAAGAUGUACUUGGUGGGAGUGGGGGGGUCACCGCCUUCUGUCAAGAGGCCUCAGAAUUGCUGAACUCUUUUUUGGUUUUUUCUGCAAAAUGUGAUUGAGAUUGGAUUAAAUGUGUGUUUAUUAAUGAAGAGUAUCCAAUGUCUUUUGCUU
Molecule: messenger RNA, 1935 nt
Organism: Populus nigra (black poplar)
Lineage: Eukaryota; Viridiplantae; Streptophyta; Magnoliopsida; Malpighiales; Salicaceae
Product: growth-regulating factor 1
Exons: 4
Coding region: 600-1760 (386 amino acids)
Biological process (GO): DNA-templated transcription; developmental process; regulation of DNA-templated transcription
Cellular component (GO): nucleus
Molecular function (GO): ATP binding
Source: RefSeq, a predicted model, not a curated record